Desarmillaria tabescens is the source of this 3278-nucleotide messenger RNA. Its product is annotated as Ca-transporting ATPase. The transcript is spliced from 7 exons. Gene Ontology annotation, cellular component: plasma membrane; endoplasmic reticulum; Golgi membrane. NCBI's taxonomy places the organism in Eukaryota, Fungi, Basidiomycota, Agaricomycetes, Agaricales, Physalacriaceae. Gene Ontology annotation, biological process: calcium ion transmembrane transport; intracellular calcium ion homeostasis; manganese ion transport. Gene Ontology annotation, molecular function: ATP binding; ATP hydrolysis activity; P-type calcium transporter activity. The coding region runs from base 70 to 3195 and encodes 1041 amino acids. The record is from RefSeq and is a predicted model, not a curated record.
GGGCAACAAACACGUGGAGGUCGCAGCAAUUAAAAUAAAUAAUAAUUUGUUUCCGACCUCUCAUCUGGGAUGGGCUACGAACGAAAACGCUCAGGCCCUUUCCUUCCCCAGGCCGUAUCCUCGAGCUCGUCGUCUUUCUCUCGCCGUGGUCGUUCUCCUCAGCGGUCGCCCUCUCCCCCAGCAUCUACUUAUUUUCCAUUACUAGCUUCAGAUCCAGACAAUGCACGACUGCAGCCUGUCCCCGAUGCUGAGGCACACUUUUCCUACAGUACUACCCUUCGGAGGCAUCAUCUGGAGGGGUCUGUCACGACACCGUCCGAGCUGGCAUCGGCGGUGAAUGCAGAAGCAUCGAGUCUCUGGUCGCGCGCGCUCAAUUGGAUCACCGGACAACCACCGGACGAUCACUUGGAGAGUGGGAGAGGUACACCCAGACCGGAGCCGCCGAAGAGCACGCCGUCAUCGCAGUAUGCACAUUGUUCUGUAGAGGAUACAAUAUCACAUUACCGGACAUCCCUUACCGAUGGCCUACUGAAGUCCGACAUUCCCACUCUACUAGGGGCACAUGGAUAUAACGAAUUCUCUGUUGCUACGCCCGAACCUAUUCUCCUCAAAUUUGCUAAAACAAUAUACGAGAGUCCACUCAUUCUCCUACUAUGCGCAAGCGCAACCAUAAGCGCCAUAAUCGGCAACGUUGACGACGCCGUCAGUAUCACCGUCGCCGUCCUCAUCGUACUCACCGUCGGCUUCGUGCAAGAACAGCGCUCAGAGAAGAGUCUCGAGGCAUUGAACAAGCUCGUUCCCCAUCACUGUCAUGUCAUUCGCGAGCGGGAAACACUGCAUGUUCUAGCCAACGAACUUGUUCCUGGUGACAUUGUCACUUUUUCUACGGGAGAUCGGAUUCCAGCGGAUUUGCGUGUGGUUUCGUGCGUGGACGUGGAGAUUGACGAGAGCAGUCUGACAGGUGAAACAGUGGCGCGUCAGAAAAGCACGGAGACGUGUGUAGGACCCGUUCCCGCCGCACUGGCAGAUAGAACAUGUAUCGCGUACAUGGGGACGUUGGUUAGGAAUGGUCGUGGGGUGGGCGUUGUUAUUGCGACGGGAACAAAUACAGAGUUCGGCUCGAUCUUUACCAUGAUGCAAGAUGUAGAGGAAAAGCGGUCGCCGCUGCAGUUGAGCAUGGACGAGCUCGCGCAGAAACUUUCGAUGAUUUCUUUUGGUGUGAUUGGUCUUAUAUGCUUGAUUGGUGUGCUUCAGAAGAGGUCGUGGCUGGACAUGUUCACCAUUGGAGUUUCUCUUGCCGUCGCUGCUAUUCCCGAAGGUCUUCCAAUCGUAACUACGGUCACUUUGGCACUCGGUGUUCAGCGGAUGGCGCAUCGAAAAGCCAUUGUCAAGAAGCUCCAUUCUGUUGAAGCCCUAGGAUCAGUGUCGGUCAUAUGUUCCGACAAGACGGGUACUCUGACGAAGAACGAGCAAACGGUCAUUGAGGCUUACUCGGUUGACGAGGUCAUUCAACUGGAUAAUGAAGCUUCCCCUCCACUACCUCCAGCUGUUCGUAUGGCUAUCGAUAUCGGUGCACUGUGUAAUAAUGCCUCUUUGAGCCGGAACGAUGACGGGAGUUUCGUUGGGCAGUCUACUGAUGUUGCAUUGCUGAAUGUACUCUACCAAGUCGGACUACCUGACCGGAGAACAACCUUCCAACGUCUCUCAGAAAAGCCGUUCAACUCUGAACAUAAAUACAUGGCAGUCAGUGGCAUUCAUCAAGACGCGUCAUCGUCCGGGAGGGAAAUGUGCUAUCUCAAGGGCUCGAUUGACGCAGUCCUUGAUCGAUGCAAGUUUUACUAUGUCAACGAUGAGUCGACACCUGCGUUGGACCAGAAGGCGCGGAACGUUAUCCUGGGUAAAGCCAAGGCAACUGCAUCUAGAGGUCUACGAGUCGUGGCGAUGGCAUAUGGGUAUGGCAACGUUGACUUGACCACUUCGGCAGCUGUGAAUGGCAUCAUUAUGCUCCCCUCAGCUCCCCCGACUCGCACAUCAUCUCCCGCCCCAGGAUCAUCAAAUAUGGUCUUUGCAGGUUUCCAAGCGAUGCUUGACCCUCCACGGAAAGGUGUCAGCGACUCGAUUGCACUUCUACAAGCGGGUGGUGUCCAGGUGGUGAUGAUCACAGGCGACGCGGAGGAGACUGCACUCUCAAUAGCACGCAAGCUGGGUCUGAAAGUCAGUUCUGAUGGGAGCGGGUGUCUGACGGGCGCUGCUAUCGAUAGGAUGAGCAAGGAGAUGUUGAUGGAGAGGGUAGGAUAUGUGAGCGUCUUUGCAAGGACGACGCCCAGACAUAAGAUGGCGAUUGUCGAGGCUUUCCAGGCGAGAGGGAAGAUCGUGGCAAUGACGGGUGAUGGGGUCAACGAUGCGCCUGCGUUGAAAAUGGCGGAUAUCGGUGUUUCGAUGGGGAAGAGCGGGACUGAUGUAGCAAAGGAGGCGGCGGAUGUGAUAUUGGUGGAUGAUAACUUCAGUACGAUCUUGCCUGCUGUUGAGGAGGGCAAGUCAAUAUUCCAUAAUAUACAAAACUUCCUUUCGUUCCAGCUGAGCACGGCUGCGGCCGCGCUGAUGCUAAUCACGCUCAGUACCAUGUUAGGGCUGAGCAAUCCAUUAAAUGCUAUGCAAAUACUAUUUAUCAAUAUUCUCAUGGAUGGUCCCCCCAGUCAGAGUCUGGGUGUUGACCCGGUGGAUCCUGCUGUGAUGCGACGACCUCCCCGGAAAAAAGACGCAUCGAUUAUAACGAAACCCGUCCUGUAUCGUGUCCUCUUUUCGGCUUCGAUGAUUGUGUUUGGAACGUUGUUCGUGUAUAUCUUUGCUCUCGAGGAUGACAAGAUGUCCAGAAGGGAACAGACGAUGACAUUUACGGCUUUCGUCUUUCUGGACCUUGUUUCGGCGAUCCAAAACCGCGGUCUGGGAUGCGGGCUAACACACAACAAGAUGUUGCUGACGACAGUCAGCGUGUCAGCGAUAUCGCAGAUAGGACUUGUAUACGUCCCCGUCAUGCAGUCGAUAUUCCAGACAGAGGGGCUGAGGAUGGGAGAUCUAGGCGUCAUACUAGGGCUAGCAGGCACGAGUAUGUGCUUGCAUGAAUGUAGACGAAGGUGGGAGAGGAAAGGAAUUGAAGAGAGUGAGAGGUGGGGUAGAGUUGGGGAGAUGGUUUAGCGAAAAAUAUAUAACGGGACGGUUUUUGGUUUACAUCUGUACAGGAUAGAGAUAAUUUAUCUGAUACUUCUAAUCAUUGCGAG